CCUAGAGCCACGCGUUCGCAGAAUCAAAAAGAAAUCAAGAUCAUGUCUGUCAACAGCGUCUCCCUUUCGGGCUCACAUUCUAUCUCGAAGACUGCCGUGCCCAGUAUAACACUCAUCCCAAAUCAUGGUGUCAAAGGCGACGCCCAUGCGGGACCAACGGUCCAGCACCGACCCUUACGAAAUACCAGGCCGGCCGAUGCAAACCUGCGCCAGGUACACCUGAUGCACGCUGAGAUCCUUCAGAAAGUGUGUAAAGACCCUGCGACCGGAGCGAAGGACAUCACCCUCAAACCAGGACAAUUGGGCGAGAACAUCACAACCCAAGGUAUUGAUCUGCUCUCAUUGCCCAAGGAUACAAAGUUGCUGUUUGUAGACGGCAAAACACCCCGGCAGGACGCACCAACUCUGAGGCUGACUGGUUUGCGCAACCCCGGUCCCCAGCUUGAUGCUAUGAAGCAGGGGCUGAAGGACCGCUUCUUGGUGAAGGAUAGUCGGGGCGUGGUGAUCGGAUACAUGGCUGGUGUCAUGAGUGUUGUCGAGAAAGGAGGUGAAAUUCGACCGGGGAUGGAGAUUGUGGUCCAAAGACCAGCAACAAACCUGGCUCUUAAUUGUAUCUAAUGUGAGUUGCUGUGUAUGUUAUGAUGUACCGCAGGGCAAACCGUCCCUUGAUCUAGGCCUGCAAGUACAGUACGCUGAAGAAGAUCUUCAAUCAAGACAUAAUUUUAACACACUCGUCGAUCACGCUAUACUCAAUCUUCGAAAUAGAACCUAUACUCG
Aspergillus pseudotamarii is the source of this 777-nucleotide messenger RNA. Its product is annotated as MOSC domain-containing protein. Gene Ontology annotation, molecular function: pyridoxal phosphate binding; molybdenum ion binding; catalytic activity. The transcript has a single exon. NCBI's taxonomy places the organism in Eukaryota, Fungi, Ascomycota, Eurotiomycetes, Eurotiales, Aspergillaceae. The coding region runs from base 43 to 618 and encodes 191 amino acids. The record is from RefSeq and is a predicted model, not a curated record.